CGACAGCACAGCAAGAAGCUGCAAGCGUUAAGCCCACCUCACCGACACCGUCCACCUCGACGGCAGUUGCGGCUCCGCGCCGAAUAUGCACCUUGAAGGUGAAAAUCUUUCUCAUCAAGCAUCUGUCUAAGCUGGUCGCUUGUAACAAGAAAAUGUUCCUGCCCGUCAAAUCCAACACGUCUCCGGUAGGCAACGGUGAAACGGCCAACGGUGGCGAAGAUGUCACCACUGUAACAUGCAACUCCACGCAAACCCCCAGCGAUCUCAGCCCACCGAAUAUGUCCGGCGACGACAUACUGCCACAGGCCCACCACCAAAACCCUGGCCACUGCAUAGCUUCCUUCUCCGCCAUCAACCGCAUGCGACAGAAUGCACAGCUUUGUGAUGUUACGCUGGAAGUCGGGGGUGAAACAAUCAAUGCCCACAAAGUCAUACUAGCUUCAGUUUCACCGUACUUCUACGCCAUGUUCAACGAUGACAUGCUCGAGCGAAACUGCGACGUGGUCACGCUGCACGAUAUUGACCCAUCGUCGCUGAAGCAGCUCAUCGAGUACGCGUACAGUGGCGAAAUUACCAUCACCGAGGACAACGUGCAGGUUCUUCUCCCAGCCUCGAGCCUGCUGCAGAUCCAAUCGGUCCGGGAAGCGUGUUGCAAAUUUCUGCUUCGUCAGCUACAUCCCUCAAACUGUCUGGGAAUACGAAGUUUCGCAGAUGCUCACUCGUGCAAGGAACUACACUCCCGAUCCCACCGGUACGCGCUGCAAAACUUCCAGCAAGUCGUCGGCACGGAAGAGUUUUUAUUGCUAGGAUUUAAUGAGGUUCAAGAUCUAAUUUCGAACAGCCAGCUAAACAUCUGCUCGGAGGAAAAAGUAUUCAUGGCCGUGCUGAACUGGAUCAAGCACGAUCUGAUCGAGCGCAAAAAGCACAUAUCCGAGCUAAUGUCACACGUCCGGCUGCCGCUGGUCAGCCGCGAGUUUCUCAUGAACUGUGUCGAAACGGAAGCGCUCGUGCGCGAAGAAUCGCACUGCAAAGAGCUGCUGCUGGAAGCGAUGAAGUACCAUCUGCUGCCGGAACAGCGCAGCUCGCUCGUCAGCCAGCGGACGCUCGAGCGCCGCCCGGAGGGUAUGCGAUCGUACAUAUUUGCCGUUGGCGGUGGUAGCCUGUUUGCGAUUCAUAAUGAAUGCGAAUGUUACAAUCCGAAGACGAACGCUUGGAUGACCAUAUCACCGAUGAUAUCAAGACGUUCGAGGGCCGGUGUAACUUCGUUGAGGAAGCUACUGUAUGUGGUCGGUGGUUAUGAUGGCGAAAACGAUCUGGCGACGGCCGAAUGCUACAAUCCGCUCACGAACGAAUGGACCAACAUUACGCCGAUGGGUACGAAACGGUCCUGUCUGGGCACGUGCGCGUUCGAUGGGUUGCUGUACGUGUGCGGUGGGUAUGAUGGUGCGUCGUGUUUGAGCAGCGUCGAGCGUUACGAUCCACUGACCGGUGUGUGGACAUCCUGUCCGGCUAUGAGUACCCGGCGGCGCUACUGUCGGGUGGCGGUGCUCGAUAACUGCAUCUAUUCGCUGGGUGGGUUCGAUUCGAGCAAUUAUCAGUCGUCGGUCGAGCGGUUCGAUCCACGUGUGGGAAGUUGGUCGUCCGUACCGAGCAUGACGUCGCGUCGCAGUAGCUGCGGUGUGGCGGCACUCGAUGGUUAUCUGUACUGUAUCGGUGGUAGCGAUGGUACGAUGUGCAUGCAGACUGGUGAACGAUUCAAUCUACGCACCAACGCCUGGGAACCGAUCAGUGCAAUGCACUCCAGAAGAUCGACACACGAGGUAGUGGAGGCAAAUGGUUUCCUGUACGCGCUCGGUGGCAACGAUGGCUCCUCGUCGCUCAACUCGGUCGAACGGUACGAUCCAAAGGUUAACAAGUGGACCAUCGUCACGUCCAUGCUUACCAGACGGAGCUCCAUCGGUGCAUCGGUGCUGGAGUGUUUCAAUCUCGAGCGUGGACUGCUUCAAACUAGUAUUUGACCACUGAACUGUUC
Anopheles maculipalpis is the source of this 2032-nucleotide messenger RNA. RefSeq names its product kelch-like protein 17. Gene Ontology annotation, molecular function: protein binding. The transcript has 8 exons. Bases 153 to 2018 code for a protein of 621 amino acids. NCBI's taxonomy places the organism in Eukaryota, Metazoa, Arthropoda, Insecta, Diptera, Culicidae. The record is from RefSeq and is a predicted model, not a curated record.